Molecule: messenger RNA, 1032 nt
Organism: Elephantulus edwardii (Cape elephant shrew)
Lineage: Eukaryota; Metazoa; Chordata; Mammalia; Macroscelidea; Macroscelididae
Product: cellular nucleic acid-binding protein-like
Exons: 5
Coding region: 1-1032 (343 amino acids)
Biological process (GO): positive regulation of cytoplasmic translation
Cellular component (GO): cytoplasm
Molecular function (GO): mRNA binding; translation regulator activity; single-stranded RNA binding
Source: RefSeq, a predicted model, not a curated record
AUGACAAGCUGGGAUUUCAGGCAGACUGAAUCAUCAUCACUUUCCAUAAAGAGCGGAACUCACCCGACAGCAUUUAAAAGAACAACGUCCAAUUAUUUUCAGCAGAUGAAAGGCCAAGUCGAAGAAUUUGAGGAAUAUACAAGCAAAAUCCAAGAGGAAUGUAGAAGAGAAAUACAAGACAAAACAGAUAAAAACAAUGAGAGUAACUGUGACAUCACCGUAGGAUUCUUCCUACCUGAAAUAAUGUUCAUUUUAAAUUUGUUAAACUUAGACAAAGAUGGCUGCUCCGAGACAGACAGGCAACGGACAAAUAAACCUGGACCAACGGUUGGAAUGCUGCCCCGCUGGGACUACCUUAUGUUAUUAGACUGGUCACCUCUUUAUACAUAUGGUUCUAGACUUCCUUUGAAAGGAUUCGUAGGAGGAAUUUGGACUAUUGAUAUGAAGAACUUUCAAACUGAAUUGUGGAAAUUAGUUGCAAAAGACAUAACUACAGCCAUAAGCAGCAAUGAGUGCUUCAAGUGUGGGCUGUCUGGUCACUGGGCCUGGGAAUGCCCUACUGGAGGAGGCAGUGGUCGUGGGAUGAGAAGCCAUGGCAAAGGUGGUUUCACCUCAGAUAGAGGUUUCCAGUUUGUUUCCUCAUCUCUUCCAGACAUCUGUUACCGUUGUGGUGAGUCUGGUCAGCUUACCAAGGAUUGUGAUCUUCAGGAGGAUGCCUGCUAUAACUGGAGUAGAGGUGGUCACAUUGCCAAGGACUGCAAGGAGCCCAAGAGAGAGCGAGAGCAGUGCUGUUACAACUGUGGCAAACCAGACCUACUGGCUCGUGAUUGUGACCAUGCUGAUGAGCAGAAGUGCUAUUGUUGUGGAGAAUAUGGACACAUUCAAAAAGACUGCACCAAAGUGAAGUGUUAUAUGUGUGGUGAAACUGGUCAUGUAGCCAUCAACUGCAGCAAGACAAGUGAAGUCAACUGUUACCACUGUGGAGAGUCAGGGCACCUUGCACGGGAAUGCACAAUUGAGGCUACAGCUUAA